This is a messenger RNA of Venustampulla echinocandica, 480 nucleotides long. RefSeq lists its product as uncharacterized. The transcript has a single exon. Lineage: Eukaryota; Fungi; Ascomycota; Leotiomycetes; Helotiales; Pleuroascaceae. The coding region runs from base 1 to 480 and encodes 159 amino acids. The record is from RefSeq and is a predicted model, not a curated record.
AUGGUGGGCCCCAACACCUUUCGGCGCUAUCUGGCCGCUACCUUCCUCCUCCUAAGCUUUGCCCGCAAGUCAUACGGCAUGUUCUACAUCGUUCAGAAGCAUAUGCAAUCUAUGUACUCCUGCGGCACACAUGGAGAAGAGUGCUGUGAGGAUGACUUCCCAGUGUGGGAGUUACAUUCUAAUAUUCCCGGGCUUCCACCCCAGACUACGGCCUGCACGGAUAACCUGGGCAAGUACGAAGCCAGUAACUACAGAGGGAAGAUCGGUACCUGCAAGUACGGCGACUUUACUGGCUUAGGCAACAGCUGGGCUUUCUGCGAAACGGACUAUGGCGGAAAUCUCUAUCUCAAUGGCUUGCAUAAGGUCUGCAAUAAGGUCAACCUUUAUCAGGCCUAUAUCUGUGUCCAGUACCCUACUUGUGUGAACUAUGGCGAGAUUGUUAUUGCGUGCUACGAUGAUGCUUGGCAUUCAGGCUGGUAA